AUGUCUCCUGCAAAAUCAGCAAACAAGGCAAGAGGGAGGAAACAAAAAGUCGAGGAAAGUAAGAAGGAAAAGGAAGAACCAAUCAAAACCAGAAAAGGGAGAAAGGCGGGAUCUGAUAUUCUCCCUAACACCAAUGAGAUUGGCACAGGAAAAAAGAACGACAAAGGUAGUGAGGUACAAGGCAAAAAAAGAAAUAUAUUCAGUAAAGGGAAGUCCAAAAAAGAUAAGGUGAAAAAUGUAAAGACGGACCAAGCUGAGAAGUCACAAGAUGAAGAAACUGAAUCACCUAAAAGAAGGAGAAAGGGGAGGCAACAAAAUGACAAACCGUUAACUGCUAAGGCUAUUAGUAAUGGAGUCACAAGCAAAGUAAGCAAAGGGAAAGAAUCGAAUCCUAUUUUAAAACCCUCUGCAGUCAAAAUAGCCAGCAAAACACAUGAAGUUCGCAUUAAAAGGCGUGGUCAUAGAACAGUGGACUCAGAGGAAGAUGAAUCUGAGAGUGAAAAAGAGAAAUCUGAACAUUCUGAGGAAAUGAGUGAAGAAGAGACAGAGGAAGAGUCCAAAUGUGUCGAGGAAAUUGCUGAGAUAGAAGCAAGUAAAGUGAGCAGUGAGGAAGAUGUAUCGGACACAGAUGUCAAAGUAAUGGAAGCGGUGAAUGUUGAAUCAAAGAAACAAUUGGAGGAAGGAGAGGAGGAGGCAAAUGAAGCCAUAAAAAGUGAAAUUACAGUAGAGUCUGAAGAGGAAUCCACCAGCAGUGAGGAGGAAGUAGAAUCUGAAGAGCAUUUCAGUGAUAAAGCUGAUGACAAGCAGGAGGAACCUACUCUUCCAUCCAAGAAGCCGCAACCACUCAAGCUGGCUUCAAACCUCCAAGGCCAGAAAGUCUUGCUGAAAACUAAGAUUCUAUGUAAAAAAGACCCUAUUACAGUGGAGAAGCCCAAUGAAAAGGCUCCAGCUUCAGAAGAAGCUGAGAUAAACAGGAUGGCAGUCAGUAAGACUGAUAUAGUGAAAGGGAAGUCCAAGAUCCUAAAAUUGGCAAGUAAAUCAAAGAUAGUCAACAAGAUAGAAUCGAUUCGGAAGGAAGAAGAAACAGUGAGUCCAUCAAAAGUUUCAAAAGGUUUGCUUAACAAACAGUCCCUGAUGUUGUUUACAAUGAAAGGCAAGGGCAAAGAUGAUAAAAAUAAAAAUGCAACCAAGGUAGACCAGUCAGUGGAUGAAAUGAAUGUAGAAACUACACAGAAACCAAAAACAGAAAAUGUAAGAUUGGGCUUAGGAAUGGCAAGGAUUGCCUCUCUAAGAUACCAGGCAAAGAAGAAGAAAAUGAAUGAACAAACAGCAACAGAAACACAUGAGACUGGAGAUGCAGUAUCCUCAAAGUCAACAGAACGUUUGAUAGCACAGAAGAAAGGAGUGGCUACCUUGCAUCGUGUCUCUGGCUGGAUACAAAAGAAGAUUCCCCGGAGGUCCAGUGUUCGGCGAAAACUCACUGCCGUCACGCAAGUGAUUGGAAUUUCAAGGUGGCUGCCUAGCCUGGUUUUGAAGAAGAAGAAUAGUCCCACAAAGUGCAAAAAGUCCCUCCUCUGCCAGAAGAUGGCCUUAAAAAUGGCUGGCAGUUCCAUAAAGACUAAUAAAAGAGUACCAAUCCCAGAAAAUACAAAGACAGAAUUGGGAACAGAUACACAGGAAAAGUUUUCUGAAGACCCAGGAGAAUCAUGUGAUGAAGCUUGUUCAUCACCGCAAGAUCCAGAAGAAAAGGCCAACUCAGGAGAUGCCAAAUAUGCAAUUGUAUUUCCUAGAAUGAACAAAAUUGGCAAAGGUGAAGACACUGCUGCUUCUGCUAGCACUAGCACAGGCGACGGCCUCGCUCCAGAGCGUAAACCUCCCAAACCUGGUGCUCGCCUGGUGCUUCCAGUGAAGCCAGAUCUUAACCUACUCAAAUCUGUUAAGAGGAGGAAUGCUACAAUUCAAGCUGAGAGAAACUCUGAAGAACAAGUGUUCGAAAGUAGAAAAGAAACAAAAAUUGACAAUACAAUACCAGCACUAGACAAUAAAGAUGAUGUCAGUGCCUUGCAAACAGCAAAAGGCAAAUUUGUGGGCUCACAGUUGAAUCUUACUAAACUAGCCUUGUCAAGGCCUGUUCUGGCAGGAAGCAGAAGAAUUGUGCAAAUAUUUGAUGGUGACCAGAGGGAUAAGAAUUUGGGCCAGGCAGUUCCAUCUGCCAAGGCUGAACCAUGGACAGAUGGUUUGGGGACAACAUUUUAUGAAGAGGAAGAAGAUAGAGAAGUGGCUGAACUGAUGGGUGAUGGCCUUCUCCCAUCAGCAAUAGAACUCCACUGGGCUCAGCAUCACCAAAUGUGUAGUGAUCCUCAGGACUGGCUGCGCAGUGAAAACCUGCCACCACAUCAAACCAGAGAGAAACUCACUAAGUGGACUGUCUAUGAAGAUGACGAACAUGCCCAAACGCUCCCUAUACGUGAUGGAAGAGGACCUUGGGUGUCAGAGGACCCAGCUCAGAAUAUGUUGGAGAGCAGGCUCAACAGCACACAGGUAUUCAUGCCAGGAAGCAGCCAAGCUGUGGAAGUAGAUGAAGUGGAGGACCUGUCACAACUUGAAGAGGUGUGUGAAAGUUCAGUGUUGCUGAAUUUGAAGAAGCGGUUUCACCGGGACUCAAUUUAUACAUAUAUCGGCGAUAUGCUGAUAUCAAUCAACCCCUUUAAGCCCCUCAGUAUCUACACAGCGGAAUUGAGACAGCAGUACCAAGGCAAGGAGAAGCACAGUAAUCCACCUCAUGUUUAUGCCAUUGCGGAUGCUGCAUUUUGCCAAUCUCAAAAUACCACACAAGAGCAAUGCAUCAUAAUAAGUGGGCAGAGUGGAUCUGGGAAGACUGAAGCAGCAAAACUUAUUGUUCACUACCUGAGCUCUAUGUAUCAGGGUAGAAAUGACAACCUGCGUCAGCCAAUGGAUGUUUUGCCCAUAUUAGAAAGCUUUGGUAAUGCCAAGACAAUACUCAACAACAAUUCUAGUCGUUUUGGCAAAUACCUACACGUACACAUAAGAAGUGGUGUUGUUGUCGGGACUUCAUUGUCAAAAUAUCUCCUAGAGAAAUCACGAAUUGUGUUCCAGGCCAAAGAGGAAAGGAACUAUCAUGUGUUUUAUGAGUUGUUGGCUGGAAUGAAUCAAUGGGACAAGCAGGAUUUCUACCUGCAGGGAGCCGAGACUUACUACUACCUCAACCAGGGCGGAGCCUGUGAGCUGCAAGGGAAGAAUGACCAGCAGGACUUCCUGCUUCUUCUACGAUGUUUGGAAACAAUUGGCUUACGUGCUGAUCAGAUAAGCACAAUUUGGGCCAUUCUGUCAUCCAUUUUACAGCUAGGCAACAUCUGCUUCAGCUCUUAUGAGAGUGAGUCGUUUGAGGUGGCAAGGAUCUUUAGUGAGGCUGAAGCUCGCAGAGUGGGUAACCUAUUACAGGUGUCAGCUGAAGCCCUGCAGACUGUUAUUACGCACAGAGUUACAGAAACCACUUAUGAUAGGAUCUACUGCCCCCUGUCUGUGGAGUGUGCCAUUGAAUCCAGGGAUGCCAUUGCCAAGGCCCUCUACGCUGUGCUCUUUGACUGGCUGCUUGAGCGCAUCAACGAGUGGUUAAUCCCCACAGAGAUGGACAGCACUGUUGGCAUCGUGGACAUUUAUGGUUUUGAGGACCUCGGUGUGAACAGCUUCGAGCAACUGUGCAUUAAUUUUGCCAAUGAGCAGAUCCAACAAUUUAUGAACAAAGCACUAGUGUCACAGGAAGAGGAGGAAUACAACUCUGAGCAGAUCCCAUGGUAUCCUGUGACCCUGCAGAAUUUCCAUCCCUGUCUUGAGCUCAUUUCCGCUCGGCCGUAUGGCAUCCUCCGCAUCCUGGAUGAUCAAACAUGUCUGCCUCAGGCUACAGACCACACCUUUCUGCAGAAAUGUCACUAUCACCAUGGCAACAGUCCCUACUAUGCCAAGCCCAAGAUUCCUUUGCCCGUCUUUACUGUGUAUCACUAUGCAGGAGCCGUUACCUACCAGGUUCACAACUUCCUGAAUAAAAACCACGACCAAUUUCGUGCAGAAGUAUUAGAGCUCUUUGCACGCAGUAGAUUACAGAUGGUGUCAGGUCUGUUCCGUAAGGUGCAAGAACACUACAUCCACCAGAAACAGCUGCGUGCCAGAGGGAGAGGAAACCGGCACCAGGCUUCAACUGUAGCUGCACACUUUCAGCAAUCACUCACCGAACUCAUCACACGGCUGGACAGGUGUAAAAAUACAUUUAUCCGAUGUUUUAAGCCGAACUACGUAAAGCUCCCUGGAAUAUUUGACGUGGAGUACAUCGCCACACAGUUGAAGCACGGAGGAAUCCUAGAGACAGUUCAAAUUAGAAAACAGGGAUUUCCUAUCCGUAUCCCAUUCAAGUGUUUCAUGGAGAGGUUUGGUGUGCUGUUAGCACAGCGGGCUGUAAACCUCUCUGAUAAAGAACUGGUCGUUUCCUUGCUGGAGUCCAUUGGUGCUGAGGACACGCAGUAUCAAUUAGGACUGACCAAGGUGUUUAUGAAGGAAUUAUUGUACCAGCAAGUGGAGCAGAAAUGGAGUAGCACUCAGACAUGGGCAGCCAUCAUUAUUCAGAGGAACAUCCGUGGCUUUAUCUGCAGACGCAACUUCCGUUUCUUCAAGCAGAAAGCCAUUAUACUCCAGUCCCACAUCAGAGGUCACCAGGCCAGGAAGUAUUAUAAGAGACUGAAGCACUCCUUUAACCAAUUCUGGGCAGCUCUUAUGAUUACUAGAAAUACAAUCAAGAGACGAAAGUGGAGGGAACUCAACAAGAGAACCAGAGCAAAGCAGGUGGUCAAAUCCCAGUCUACCUAUUCAGGGAUGGAUGUGGGAAUGCUGGAGAUCCCAGCUGAUCUAUCAGCUCGAUUGCGUAGUUCAACAGGGCGUCCACAGGGGUCAGGGGUCACAGAGGUAGCUCCACCACAGGUCAAAGCUGAGCACCGCCUCUCCCUGCCUCCUGAUAUCGACAGCUAUCCAUUCUCCCGAUACGCCAACACAGUUCUUAAGGAUGGAUGGUGCCAGGCUCAGGGUCAGGCCCUCCAGAGACCUCUCACCUCUCUGGAGCCGGGGGAUGCCCGCAUAGCUCUGGAGAUAUACAGACUGCUUCUCCGCUUCUGUGGAGACUCCGAGAUGACUGGAUGGCAGGAGCAGAUGUUGGGGAAUUACAUAGUGGAGAAAGGCCAAAGCAGACCUUCACUCAGGGAUGAAAUUCUGGCUCAGCUAGUCUAUCACACGUGGGGUUGUGAGGGUGAGGAGGGCUCACUGAGGGCCUGGUUUCUCCUAGCCUCCUGUCUCAGUGCCUUCACACCAUCUCCUUCACAGGAUAAACCUCUCCUCAAGUAUGUGUCCGACCAGGGUCCAGGAGAAUAUCGCUCUCUGUGUCAGCAUAAGCUUCUCACAUCUCUCCAGCUGCCAUCUCCUGCCUGUAGACAACACCCCCCUACUCAGCUCGAAUGGACUGCCAAUCAGAGAAAGGGGAAGAUGGUUGUGGAGGUCAACACCUUCAUUGAGGAGAAGCUAACAGCAGAAGUGGAGUCCUGGACCACAGGAGAACAACUGGCAUCCUGGCUCCUGAGCUUUAGAGGAGUGCCUGAGCUUCAGCGGGGCUGGACUGUGUCUCUGCUAGCUGAAGAGGGCUGGUCUGAUCUAAACGGCUGUGACUAUGUGAUGGAUCUUCUGGCUGGUGCUGAGAUCGAUGUUCCCUUGGGACAAACAUCUGCAUACCCUGAUUAUCUUUUCAGUGACAUGGGAGACAGGAUGAUGGCCUCGGAGUUGGAUGAGUUUAUCCCUCCUGCCCCCUCCAUGCAGGCUCCUGGCCUGCCUCCUUCUCAAGCUGCUCCAUGGGACACUUAUGGUCAGUAUAGCACAUCUCAGAGAGCCCGUGCACCUAAGUUGGAUUCCUAUGUUGAUGACCUUUUCGAUCCUGUGCUGGAUCAGGGACCUCCAGACUUUGAGCGAACGGCCAUGCUGAACCGCAGGAUGAGGGGAGGAGGAGGGAUGCUCCCUAGCAUGUAUAAUGGAUCAGGAGUUCCUAUGCCAAUGCCAGCUUAUAAUAUGGGAAUGCCCAUGAAUCCAGCCAUGCCAGCCUAUGGGGCCACACCAAUGAUGCCAAAUAUGAUGCCUGGAGUUGCCCAAAUGCCUAUGAUGCCACCUAUGCCAUUGGCACAAUCAGCUUUACCUACCAGCCCUACAGCCGUCAACCCCCAACAGCUGGCUGAACAGCAGCAAGCUUUCAUCAACCAGCAAGCGUUGCUCAUGGCCCAGCAGAUGACACUGCAGGCAAUGACACUGUCCCAACAGCAGCAGCAGGAGCAGCUGCAAAAACAACGCAAGCAACAGCAAAAGCAGCAGCAACAGCAGCAGCAACAGCAGCAACAAGAACACCCCCAACCUCAGAGUUCACAGAGCACCACCCCUCGAGAAGAGCCCACUCGCACCAUAGUGCAUAAACCCCACAAUCCACCUGUGCAGCAUAACAUCCCAGUGGUAGAGCAGCCUGCAAGAGAAGACAACUCUGCCACUGCACAGAAGCCAGAAUCAUUUCAGGAGAAGAGAGCUUUCUUCCAGAAGAUUGGAACUCAGGAACCCCGUUCAAAGCCCCCUCCGAGGGUCGCCAAACCACUUAUCUAUGCCGCCCCAUCAGCCCAGGCCAGAGCUCCUUCUCCAAUUAAGCUAGAAGUGAAACCACCUCCAGAACCCAGUAAACCACCAGAGUCACCAAAACCAGAGGACGAAUCCCCUCCACUGUCACCUUCUAAACCAGAACCCAGCAGUAACAUUCGAGACAUCAUCAGGCAGUACCAGAACCGGCCUCCUCCAGAGCCCAAGGUUUAUGAGCCUGUCAGGGUUCCUGCCAAGCACUUUGCAAAAAAGAAUGACCCUAAAGAGGAGGCACUGGCCAUUCUCAGAGCAAAAGGAGCAGCCUCUUCAGAGAAGCCACUAUUUUCUCCUCCUCCUCCUCCUCCGGCUCCUCCGGCUCCUCCAUCAAAGCUUGAAAAACCUGCUCCUCGCUCCAUCUCCAACAACAUGAAACAGAAGCAGCGCUCUCUAGCUGACCUCUUUGGUUCCCAGCGCUCUCAGGCCCCUCCCACUCCUCCUCCAGAACCUGCCCCUAUUCUUCCAAAUAACAUCCCUGACCCACCCCCCAUGGCUGCACCUGGACUAAGUGAAAUGGGCAAUGAGGAGAGUGUUCGCUCCCAGCUGCACAGAUUUUCUGCUAGUGUCUACUUCUCCUUCACACAUAUGACUCGGAAGCUAUUCUUGCGAAAAGAGUUGUUCUACCCCAGAGAGAAGUUCACUCACCCAUAUAUCCUGAAUUUACUGUGUGAGCAGAUUAUGAGAGACACCUACUCAGAUGCCUGCGUGCGAAUUUCACGUGAAGAGCGGCGCAAAAUGAAAGAUUUGCUCGCACGCUUCCACGUCGGAACGAGUAUCAGCGCUAUGCAGGAUGACGCCAUGAAGAAGAGGGUUGUCAUGGCAGCCAGAGACAACUGGGCAAAUUAUUUCACACGUCUCUUCCGUAUGAACGGUGGAAACCGAGGCGAUACUCAGAUUCUUGGUGUUUCACAUCGGGGCAUCAAAAUGCUGAAGAUAGUCAAGGCAUCAGGCAUCAACCCAAAACACCUGAAACUGCUCCGGAGUUACAGCUAUGCAGAAAUGUUGUCUGUGGAGCAGAAGGGUGCUGAGACCGUUGUAAUCAGCCUGAAAAGUGAGGAGCUGCAGCUACGCUCACCACAAGCCCCUCAGAUAACUCACGUGCUGCGUCUCUUCCUCAUCGAGCUGACCAAGGGUUCAGAUUAUGUUAUUGCUCUGAAGAGCUAUGUGACAGAUGACAAGAGCCUGCUUAGCUUCCAGAAAGGUGAUGUCAUCAAAGUGCUGCAAAUGGACAGCCUCCAGGAUGGAUGGAAGUUCGGCUCGACCGGAGGCCGAUCUGGUCUUUUCCCAGCUGAUAUCACUCAGCCUUGUGCACCUCCAGACUACCACAGCAUGUGCAUGGACCGACAGAUUGAGAGGAAAAAAAGCAUGAGGACCUCUCGUACCUCCCUGAUGGCCCCCGGUAGACGCUCGGCCCGCAUCAGCACAAGUGCCGAGUCAGUGGCCAGUGAGCGCAGUGUUGAGGUGUUGUCAGUCCACAGCUCAGAGAUAGAGCCCCAAAAGUACCACAUGACUGAGUUUGCCAGGAAGUACUUCAGAGAGGCUAUACUGAGGCCAAAUGAGAGAGGCCAAGCCAAUGGAGUUAGAGAGCUGGAACAGAUGGUGCAAUACACAGCUGAACCUAUCAAUGAGUCUCUAAUCCUGUUUACAGACAACGAGCUCAGCAUUCUGGGUGUUCAGUCUUUCAUACAUGUGAUGCAGUUCAUGACUGACCAGCCCUUAAGGAAGGACCAGACAGAAGGAAAGUGUGUCGGUUUUAUUCUACAGCUUGGGAUAGAGAAUGAGUUCCUCAGGGAUGAGCUCUACUGCCAGAUCAUCAAACAGACCUCCAACAAUCCACGCAAGGAGAGUUGUGUACGUGGUUGGCUUCUGCUAAAGCUGAUCACUGGCUUCUUCCCCUGCUCCUCGACAAUACUGCCGUAUGUGAUGCACCAUCUACGAAGCUACAGUCAGGACUCCAACCACCCUUACCGAGACAAGUCUCAUACAUGUGAAAAUAAUCUCAAACAUUCACUCACCUACGGAGGACGCAGAUAUAUUCCUUCCCAUGUGGAGAUGGAAGCCAUGUUGGCAGGUCGGACCACUAGGCAGUUGCCAGUAAUGCUCCCAGGCGCAGCGGAGUUCCCAUGCAAAGUCAACAGCUUCAGUGUGGCGAAUGAAGUCAUGACAGACAUUUGCACAGAGAUGGGUGUGAGUAAUCCAGCUGAGGUGAACGAAUUUUCCAUCUUUGCCACCCGUGGACAGGAUGGACAAGUUCGCCCCAUUCACCCAGAUGAGUAUCUGUUUGACUUCCUGCUGGAUGAUGAAUCAAUCUUACUCUCGUUCCAUCGUCUUGUCUGGAGACAUCCCCUGCAUUUUGAGAACGAGCUCUAUGUCGAGUUUCAUUACUAUCUGAUCUUGGCUGAUUAUCUGAGUGGGAAAUUCCUCCUACCUGGUAACACACUUCAGCAGCAGGUGGCAGAGUUGGCUGCACUUCAGCACCUCGCUCAGGGCUUCAAUCACCAACCUACACAGCAAGAGCUCAAGCAGUAUUUUCCCAAUAUGGAUGGAAUCAGAGCCAGUGACCAAAAUCUGUACAGUGCUACACUGAGACACUUUUCUCUCAUUGCAAAUGUCAAGCCUGCUGAAGCUAAAAUACGCUUCAUCGAGACUCUCAGUUUACUACACCUCUUUGGCUCAAAUAUAUUCAUGGCUCAGAAAGUCAGCCACAAAGGUUGUCCAUCACCCUGUGUGGUGGCAGUUAAUCAUGAACGCAUCAGCAUUCUUCACCCCAAGACACAGUUGUCAGCCUUAACAAUUCCAGUGGAACAGGUGAAGUCCUUGAGAUCUGUCAGUCCCAAGAAGGAAAAAGUGGCAGCAGUAGAGAUCAACUUUGGCAACCCACCACAUGUUAACAAAAUCUCUAUUUAUUUGCAACAGGCAAAGGAGCUUUGCCACACCAUUGCUAUAAUCAUGGAGCUAGUGCUAGCAUCUACCAGGAACCACACAUGAACAUUUUAUUAAGCACUACACCAUUCUGCGAAUGGCCUACUCACCAGCAAGCAGCUCAGUGCCUGGAUGAAUGCUGAUGAAGAAUUUGAAGAGUUAUUACUAAUGUUUACUUUUAAAAACUAUUGUGAGAAUAUGCACAACAGUUCAUUUCUCUAUGGAUUACAAUCUGACCCCCUUCCUUGUGAUUAGUUUGAUUUAUUCCUUUUUAUCCUAAAAACGUAGUCACCAACUUGAAAUUGUACUGAAGUCUGAAAUUUCAUUGGACUCAAAUGUUUUAUAUAAAUGUUUGUUUAUUUUUGAUUUUUGAUUAUUCCUUUGUUUUACAGAAGAAUAAUGAAGGCAAGUAUAUAGUCCAUGCAAUAAAUUAUUAAACCAUUAUUAAAACAAAAUUCAAAUA
Molecule: messenger RNA, 10105 nt
Organism: Ictalurus punctatus (channel catfish)
Lineage: Eukaryota; Metazoa; Chordata; Actinopteri; Siluriformes; Ictaluridae
Gene: myo15b
Product: myosin XVB
Exons: 65
Coding region: 1-9708 (3235 amino acids)
Cellular component (GO): myosin complex; cytoskeleton
Molecular function (GO): ATP binding; protein binding; cytoskeletal motor activity
Source: RefSeq, a predicted model, not a curated record